GGCUAACGGGAACGGACGGGAACUAGCUUGCUGUGACAACCACAGUGACAGUCACCGGUCGUGGUGAUCCACCUCCAGCUGCACACGUCCCUGCGGUGAUCUAACGGUCAUAGAGGGCAACUUUAAAAACUGAGCACCCACAACGGGGUCCUGUCUUCCGCCUCGAAGCGCCCUCGCAGCGUCCGCGGCUCUCGUCCUUUAAUCGGCCAGCCUCAUCCAGCCCCACUGUGGAUCUUUAGCCCCACUGUGGAUCUUUAGCCCCACUGUGGAUCUUUAGCCCCUCCGGCAGGACAGUGGCAGAGGCAAAGGCAGAGCCAUCGGGGACCAGACCAGCAGGCAGCAGGGCUCCAUGAGUGCGACGGGGCAUCAGCAGCAGCAAGGUGGGGGCCCGCGUUCUCGCCGAAGCCUUGCCCGGGACAAGGACCCGGGGCAGGGCAUGGGCAUGGAGGCGGCCUGCUGCCUGGCCCCCGGAGUGCUGCGCCGGCUGAUCGAGCUGCCCGCACCCCCCCUGUCCAGACACCAACUCAAGAGACUGGAGGAGCACAGGUACAGCAGCGCUGGACGCUCCUUGCUGGAGCCUCUGAUGCAGCGUUACUGGGAGUGGUUGGUGGGACGAGUCCCCUCCUGGAUCGCCCCCAACCUCAUCACCAUCAUCGGCCUGGCCACCAACGUCUUCACCACCCUCGUGCUCAUUUACUAUUGUCCCACUGCCACCGAACAGGCGCCGCUCUGGGCGUACCUGCUGUGUGCCGUGGGUCUGUUCAUCUACCAGUCGCUGGACGCCAUCGACGGGAAGCAGGCCCGACGCACCAACAGCAGCUCCCCGCUGGGCGAGCUGUUCGACCACGGCUGCGACUCGCUCUCCACGGUGUUCGUGGUGUUGGGAACCAGCAUCGCGGUGCAGAUGGGCACAAACCCCGACUGGAUGUUCUUCUGCUGCUUCGCCGGGAUGUUCAUGUUCUACUGCGCCCACUGGCAGACAUACGUGUCGGGAACGCUGCGCUUCGGCAUCAUCGACGUGACCGAGGUGCAGAUCUUCAUUAUAAUCAUGUAUCUGCUGGCCGCCGUGGGAGGAUCCGCCUUUUGGCAGUCGCUGGUAAAUGUGACCACUCCGACUUCCAAUGUUUUCAGUAUCCCGAUCCUAAAUAUCCAGAUGAAAAUGGUACCUGCCAUCUGCACUUUCUUGGGAGCCAUCUUCUCCUGCACCAAUUACUUCAGAGUUAUUUUCACGGGGGGAGUCGGCAAGAACGGAUCCACAAUAGCAGGAACCAGCGUCCUCUCUCCGUGCUUUCACAUUGGUUCGGUUAUCAUUCUGGCGAUGAUGAUAUACAAGAAGUCUGCCGUCCAGCUCUUCGAGAAACACCCGUGUCUGUACAUUCUGGCGUUUGGCUUCGUCUCAGCCAAAAUCACCAAUAAAUUAGUUGUUGCACAUAUGACAAAAAGUGAGAUGCAUCUCCACGAUUUAGCCUUCCUGGGACCAGGACUCCUGUUCCUGGAUCAGUACUUCAAUAGUUUUAUUGACGAGUACCUGGUGCUGUGGAUUGCAUUGAUCAUUUCCUUCUUUGACUUGCUGCGUUACUGCGUCAGUGUUUGCAACCAGAUCGCCUGCCACCUUCACAUCUUUGUUUUCAAAAUCAAGCCGUGCUCAUUGCUCAGCUCAGCUGCUCACUGAGGACACGCGGGGCUCCACUGACUCUGCCCCCCACACACCCGACCCCCACCUGACCUCCACCCCUUCCUCCCCUCUGUUCCCCCCUCUAGAGAGUCAGGGGUGACCUGGUGUUCAAAAAAGAUAAAGUU
Messenger RNA from Gasterosteus aculeatus aculeatus (three-spined stickleback), 1800 nucleotides. The record is from RefSeq and is a predicted model, not a curated record. NCBI's taxonomy places the organism in Eukaryota, Metazoa, Chordata, Actinopteri, Perciformes, Gasterosteidae.